CGCAGCGCUGCAGAGGGCGAGGGCCGUCCGGAGCGUGGCCCGGGCCGGCGCGGCGAUGAUGAACAGAUUCCGAAAGUGGCUGUACAAACCCAAGAGGUCAGACCCACAACUGCUGGCCCAGUUCUACUACGCUGAUGAGGAGCUGAACCAAGUGGCUGCAGAGCUGGACAGCCUGGAUGGGCGGAAGGAGCCCCAGAGGUGCACACUGCUUGUCAGUCAGUUUCGCUCCUGUCAGGACAACGUGUUAAACAUCAUUAAUCAGAUCAUGGAGGAAUGUAUCCCUCAGGACCGUGCCCCUCGGGAUUUCUGCGUCAAGUUUCCAGAGGAGAUCCGGCAUGACAACUUGGCUGGCCAGCUGUGGUUCGGGGCUGAGUGCCUGGCAGCUGGCUCCAUCAUCAUGAAUCGUGAGCUGGAGAGCAUGGCUAUGCGGCCACUGGCCAAGGAGCUGACACGCAGCCUGGAGGACGUGCGGGGCUCUCUCCGUGACCAGGCACUACGAGACCUCAACACUUACACGGAGAAGAUGCGGGAGGCGCUGAGGCGCUUUGAUGUCCUGUUUGCCGAGUUUGAACUGAGCUAUGUCUCAGCCAUGGUGCCAGUGAAGUCCCCCAGGGAGUACUAUGUGCAGCAGGAGGUCAUCGUGCUGUUCUGUGAGACGGUGGAGAGAGCCUUGGAUUUUGGGUAUCUGACCCAGGACAUGAUCGACGACUACGAACCCGCCCUCAUGUUCACCAUCCCUCGGCUGGCCAUUGUGUGUGGCCUUGUGGUCUAUGCAGAUGGACCCCUGAACUUGGACCGGAAGGUGGAGGACAUGUCUGAGCUGUUCCGGCCCUUCCACACGUUGCUGCGGAAAAUAAGGCGAGGGAUGACUGUGAAUGAGGAGCGAUGGCAGACAGUGCUGAGGCCAGGAAGGGAUCUGCUGCAGGCGCUGACUGAGGAGGAGCUGCACACACUGGAGCGGAGCCUCUGUGUUUCUCAGGAUGUAGAACUCCCCAUCCGGGCAGAUGCCCAGGCACCCAGUGCCCUGGCACCCACCUUUUCUGCAUCCCUUCCUCCCGAGGAGACGCUCUCGGCCAGUGCCGACAACCCAGAGGCAGAACUGGCCUGCUCGAUGCAGUACGAUGAUCAGGAGCUGGAGGAGCUCAGCCGCAUGGUCCACAGGGCUGGAGAUGAGAUGUCUUCUCUGCUUUCACCGCCCAGUGCCUGCCCGUCCCCCGCACAUAGGCCGGGCUCAGAGGCUAGCCCUCGAGGGGAGGCCUCUCCAGCCAGAGCCCGGCUGAAAUCAGGCAGCGAUGAGGAGGAAAGGGUGUUCUUCAUGGAUGAUGUGGAGGUGACAGAGUCUCCUGCCAGGCCCGAAUCCCCAGGGAACACAUUUGAGUUGACGCAGGGUAAUGCUCAGCAGAGAGGACAGAAUGGCCAGAGUGGAGAGGUGGGGGUUGGGGCACCUGCUCUGGUACAGGAGGAAGACUGGAGCAACAAUAACGUUGAGGGUGACAAGAUAAAGCUGGCCAGUCUCAUGGGCUCCACUUCCUGCAGCUGCCUCGACUCACAGCUCUACCUGGAUGGCUGGGAGGUGAGCACAGAGGAUGCAGAGACCGCGGAGAUGAUCGCACAUCGGACCGGGGGAAUGAAACUGUCAGCCACGGUCAUCUUCAACCCCAAGUCUCCCACCUCCCUGGACUCAGCUGUGGCAGCCCAAGAAGCCCCGGGCCAUGGUACUUCCCCAUUGGAGCCCAGGGCAGAGGGGACAGGGGACAACUCACACAGACUCAGCACUACAGCCACCACCUGCCUCCUCCACUCCUGUGUGUGCUGUGGGAGCUGCGGAGACAGCAGGGACGAUGCCGUAGAGCGCCUGCGGGAGAAGUGUGGCCCAGGAAGUGUCAUCAGUGCCUCUAACCCUUCUGUAAGCUUAGCCAAGGGUGGUGACAAAGAGCCCGAGAGACUAGAUGAGGCCCAGCCUUCUGAUGUCACCCUGCCUGCAGAAGAUGCCUCCAACAGGCAGGAGCCCAAAGCCCCUGCUUCCAACAAGUGCCUGGCACAUACCUCAGGGCCUCAGGUGGACACAGCGAGCAGGUUGCAAGGAGAGGGUGAGGUUAAAGGCCAGCCAGAGGCCAGAAAGCAGGACCCUGAGAAGUCCCCUGUGGUCAGUGGGGACAGUCCAAGAGGGGACGUUGUCCAGUCAGAACCCCAGCACCUGUCAGGCUCCAGCUCCACGGUUGGUUCCUGCUCCUUAGACAACACCAGGUUGGACAUGGCCACUGCAACUAUGCCUGUCACCCCCAUGGCCACCAGAGAGAAGAUCCGGUCCAGGUUCCAUGACAGCCAUGACCUGAUCCACCGCCUGUUUGUCUGCAUUUCAGGUGUAGCUGACCAGCUACAGACGAACUAUGCUAGUGACCUGAGAAGUAUUCUCAAAACACUGUUUGAGGUCAUGGCCACCAAGCCAGAAACAGAUGACAAAGAGAAGCUAAAGAAGGUAACUCAGACCCUGCGGAGCGCGGCCUUGGAGGACUGUGCAUUGUGCCAGGAGACCGUGUCAUCCUCAGAACUGGCAGCCAAGACCCGAGAUGGGGACUUUGAAGACCCCCCUGAGUGGGUGCCAGAUGAGGCCUGUGGCUUCUGCACCUCCUGUAAAGCUCCCUUCACCGUCAUCCGCAGGAAGCACCACUGUCGCAGCUGUGGUAAGAUCUUCUGUUCCCGCUGCUCAUCCCACUCGGCGCCACUUCCGCGCUAUGGACAGGUGAAGCCCGUCCGUGUGUGCACACACUGCUACAUGUUCCACGUCACACCCUUCUACAGUGACAAGACGGGCAUGUGAUGCUGUGCCUGGCAUGUCCCAGCUGAGCAGGCUGUCCAGAGUCCUAUCCAGGGUCUCCGGGAAGGAGGUGCUGUGCCUGCUGUGUGCCCUGUCCAGGCUGUGCUGCGGGAGGGCCUCACUGCAUCUCAUCAUGCCACAGCUGCUGCAGGCCUGCCCAGGUUCCAGAAGGUCCAGAGAGAGAGUCUCUGUCUACUGCUCUCCUUGGCCUCUCCACUGUGGAGACACCAGUCCUGGCAUGGGCUAACGAGAGGUCAGCUUUACUCAGAGGAGGGACCCAGGGAUACCCAGUUGCUGCUUCCAGGUCUAGUUACCUGGUUCGGCAGGGUUGAACUUUCUUCUCUUGCCCAUCUAUGGCACUUUGCUCCAGCUGUGCAUAGCAAGGCAGGAGAGGGCCAGUUCUGUGUGUUCUCUUCUGUAGACAAGAAUCUGGAAGCAGAAGCCAGGGGGUGUUGGGCCUCAACAUCAUAGCAGUUUUCCCGGCCUGUUCACCAUAUUCCUCAUCCCCUAGGGCCCACACCCGCCUCAACAAUAUACAUCUCAUUUCCUUUUGAAGGGGGAAUGUAGGAAGCAGACACAGUGGUCUCCAGGGGGAGUAAGCAUGCUCUUGGCAUCUAUGCCAUUGCCACUUGCUGGUGGAGCAGGGGCUGACCACUCACUGAUUCCAUAGGCUGGGCUCUCCGGUGUUUGGCCUGGACCCAUCAGGCAGCUUAGCUACCAUUCCCUUCUUCCACUGCACUCGCUGGGACUCUAACCCACCUCCUCAGACCUCAGUGCGGCCUGGACAGGCUGAGACGCACAGACACCUCCUCAGGCUUCAAUCUCAGGCUUCACGUUGCAAUGAUGAUUUACAGCUUUAUUUUUAGAGAGAUGACACACCUACUGCUUCUUUUAUAGGAUGAAAUCCAACCGCUGCUCAGCAGUGGAAUAUACAUGCACAAAAAUGGCUUCUGUGUGGGGGUGG
Mus pahari (shrew mouse) is the source of this 3782-nucleotide messenger RNA. It is a transcript of the gene Zfyve28, whose product is annotated as zinc finger FYVE-type containing 28. The coding region runs from base 56 to 2821 and encodes 921 amino acids. The transcript has 14 exons. NCBI's taxonomy places the organism in Eukaryota, Metazoa, Chordata, Mammalia, Rodentia, Muridae. The record is from RefSeq and is a predicted model, not a curated record. Gene Ontology annotation, molecular function: metal ion binding. Gene Ontology annotation, cellular component: early endosome membrane. Gene Ontology annotation, biological process: negative regulation of epidermal growth factor-activated receptor activity.